Molecule: messenger RNA, 1470 nt
Organism: Clupea harengus (Atlantic herring)
Lineage: Eukaryota; Metazoa; Chordata; Actinopteri; Clupeiformes; Clupeidae
Gene: fndc7b
Product: fibronectin type III domain-containing protein 7-like
Exons: 6
Coding region: 13-1470 (485 amino acids)
Molecular function (GO): protein binding
Source: RefSeq, a predicted model, not a curated record
ACCUCUUAACUUAUGUGUGUGUUUGCAGCCCCUUGUGCCCCAACUGGGCUGUCCGCCCAGGGAGCGUGUGAGCAGGAUGGGGUGAUGGUGUCAUGGGACCCCUCCCAUGUCGCAAGCUUCUAUUCGCUGACGGCUAUAGGCGGAAACGGCGAUGUGCGCACGUGCAAUUCCAGCACUAACAACUGCACCCUGUCUGACCUGAACUGUGGUCAGCCUUACACAGUCAUCGUCACCGCUUGUGACGGAAACUGCACUAGCCCCCCCAAUGACCCCUUCACCUUCCAGUCAGUGCCUUGUGAGCCAGAAAAUGUUACCGUGGAAGUGCAGUGUGAGACGAGCUCAGUUGUGCUGUCCUGGAAUGCCAGCGAAGGAGCAGUGGGGUAUGUGGGCUGUGCAGAGACAGACCAGGGGGAUAUGUUGUACUGCAACACCAUGGAUACCUCCUGCUCCAUCCAGGGUCUGGGCUGUGGCUCCACCUACAACUUCAGCGUCCAGGCGACAGACGGAGUGUGCAACAGUUCCUUCAGCCCUCCAGAGCAGCGGGGAGCAGUGCCCUGCCCCCCUGCUAAUGUCCAGGUGAGAGUGCGUCAUGUGGCUGGCAUGGAGCUUGCCAUGGUGUCCUGGAGCGUGGCGGACUGCCCAGAUGUGGAGUAUAUGGUGCUGCUCAGCGGCCUUAUCCUGGGUGACCCACUGGCAGGCAUAGAAGUGACUUCCUACUGGACGGAUCACACCUUCUUUGAGUUCCCCCUUCCUUGUGGAACGAGCUACAACAUCCGAGUCCUUGCCCAGGACUCUGCUGGAAUCAGUGAUCUUUCAGAAGCCAUCAGUGGAACUACAGCUCCAUGUGCUCCUGAGAAUUUCCAAGCCGUUGGUAAUGACUUAUUUGCGAAUCUGACCUGGGAGGCAGCUGUGUUUGCCAGCGAGUACACCGUCAACCAGGUGACCGCUGGCGAGCGCGUGCAGGUGUGCAAAACGACCUCUCUCACCUGUGACGGGAUUGAAGUGCUGUUAAGUGACCUGGAGCUCACUGCCAGCAACGCCGUAGGAGAGAGUCUUCCCACCAGACUCAGUGGAUCUGCCAUGGGUCGCCGUAGAAGAGAUCUGAGAGAAUCACACAUGAUGGCCGGCCUGUUGGAGAUUGGUGAGUUCACGUCAUUGGUCAGUUUUCAUAGGUCAAAGGGCAAUAGGAAUGUGUUGACCACACCCAAGCUGAAGGUUACCUCAGUAACAGGCGUGACCCUAAACCUAGAGUGGUCUCCUGUGAGGGGGGCGUCGUACUACACCCUCAUCGUGAGGGAGGACACGUCCUCCCGACCCCCGCGUGAGGUGCUGACCAUCUAUGACGAGGUUGCCACGGUGACCGACCUCAAGACUGCCACUCGCUACUGCGUUGUCCUUUCAGCCAAAAACUCCAUCAGCCAGAGUGCCUACUCCCAGCCUGUGUGCGUCACUACCGGUGUGCCCAUGUGA